UUCAAUCAUCAAGCAAAGAACAGAAAUAUCAUGAGUAACAUAGCAUCGAGAUGGAGAGCUCUGAGCGGCGAGGAAGAUUGGGAAGGUUUGCUAGAUCCUCUCGAUCUUGAUCUCCGCCGGUUGAUCAUUCACUACGGCGAAAGGGUUCAAGCUAUUUCUGACGCCUUCAUCAGAGACGACAAGUCUAUCAACUAUGGACUUUCCCGCUAUGCAAAGAGGCACUUGUUCUCCAAGGUGGGCUUAGAAAAGAACAACCCAUAUAACUAUCAAGUGACAAAAUAUUUCUAUGCCACAAAAAAUAUCAUAAGCAGCAGCAGCAGCGGCGACGGGUUCAUCAAGAGGUCCAGAGCUGUUGAUCCAACGGGUGGGGAUUCAAAUUGGAUUGGGUACAUUGCUGUGGCCACAGACACAGGAACCACCGUGUUAGGGAGGAGGGACAUUUUGAUUUGUUGGAGGGGAACCGAGGGGCCAUUGGAGGGGAUAAUUGAUUUUGAUGUUGUUUUGACGUCAGCUUCUGAAAUACUUGGAAAGGAGCAUGAUCCAAAGGUGCACUUAGGUUGGUACUCCAUGUACACUAUGGCUCACGAGGAUUCCCCCUUCAAUUCCACUAGUUGUAGAGAGCAGGUUCUAAGCGAGGUAAAGAGACUUGUAGACCAUUACAAGGACGAGGAAGUGAGCAUUACUGUGGUCGGCUACAGCUUGGGCGCUGCAAUGGCAACUCUAAAUGCCGUCGACAUUGUCCAUAAUGGAAUUAACCUCAAGCCCUCGAGUAAUAUUUCUGAGCCCAUCAACGCCUGUCUCGUCACAGCCUUUGGGUUUGGUGUGCCCCGAGUUGGGGACAAAGGAUUUCUCCAAGUAUUCUCCGAUCUUGAAAAUCUUCAUGUGUUACGUAUCAAUAAUAGGCCAGGCGAUAUCGUCCCAAACCACCCGUCGGAGUGGUUGUCAUACGUAGAUGUGGGAGAGGAGUUGAUAAUUAAUACUAGAAAAUCGCCCUACUUAAAAGUUCUUCCUGUUGAAAGUAAUGAAGCCAAGUCCAAAGCGCAUAAUUUGGAAGUUUAUCUGCAUGGAGUUGCAGGAACACAUGGGGAAGAUGGGGAUUUUAAAUUGGAAGUAAAUCGUGAAAUUGCACUUGUAAACAAGGUGUCGGAUGCUCUAGAUGAUAAGCUUCUUGUGCUUGAUAAUUGGUGGAUUACAAAGAACAAGUCUAUGGUUCAGAACGACGACGGCUCUUGGGUGUUGAUGGAUCGUGAGAGUGAUGACAAUCUUAUAUAAAUUGUGUGAGGUAGCCUUUACAUGCAAACGUACUAAAUAAAGCCACCGGUUUGGCAGGCUAUGUCACUGUGUUUUAUUUUUAAUGUACUAAAUAAACAGAGAUAAGAGUGAUGAUAAUCUUCAUGGUACUGGUUGCUGCCUUUACCAUUUAGGGUUUCUCACCGAGCUCCUUUACCCUUUGCUACGGCUUUGUGUUGCUCUUAGAAAGGCUUGGAUCCUUUUUGGUUUCA
This is a messenger RNA of Corylus avellana, 1502 nucleotides long. RefSeq names its product phospholipase A1-II 4-like. Gene Ontology annotation, molecular function: glycerophospholipid phospholipase A1 activity. Gene Ontology annotation, biological process: lipid metabolic process. NCBI's taxonomy places the organism in Eukaryota, Viridiplantae, Streptophyta, Magnoliopsida, Fagales, Betulaceae. The record is from RefSeq and is a predicted model, not a curated record.